This is a messenger RNA of Lepus europaeus (European hare), 8672 nucleotides long. It is a transcript of the gene RNF150, whose product is annotated as ring finger protein 150. NCBI's taxonomy places the organism in Eukaryota, Metazoa, Chordata, Mammalia, Lagomorpha, Leporidae. The coding region runs from base 2 to 1348 and encodes 448 amino acids. The transcript is spliced from 7 exons. The record is from RefSeq and is a predicted model, not a curated record.
GAUGGCAAUGUCUCUCAUCCAAGCGUGCCGCAGUCUGGCUCUCUCAACAUGGCUGCUUUCCUUUUGUUUCGUGCAUCUACUCUGCCUGGACUUCACCGUGGCCGAGAAGGAGGAAUGGUACACCGCCUUCGUGAACAUCACCUACGCCGAGCCCGCGCCGGACCCGGGGGCCGGGGCUGCGGGCAGCGGCGGCGGCGGCGGCGGCAGUGGCGGCGGCGCCGGCUCGGAGCUGCACACGGAGAAGACUGAGUGCGGGCGCUACGGAGAGCACUCCCCCAAACAGGACGCCCGCGGGGAGGUGGUCAUGGCCAGCUCGGCCCACGACCGCCUGGCCUGCGACCCCAACACCAAGUUCGCCGCUCCGACGCACGGCAAGAACUGGAUAGCCCUCAUCCCCAAGGGCAACUGCACCUACAGGGACAAGAUCCGCAACGCGUUCCUGCAGAACGCCUCCGCCGUGGUCAUCUUCAACGCGGGCUCCAACACCAACGAGACCAUCACCAUGCCCCACGCAGGUGUAGAAGACAUAGUGGCCAUAAUGAUUCCUGAACCCAAAGGAAAGGAGAUCGUGAGCCUGCUGGAGAGAAACAUCACCGUGACAAUGUCCAUCACCAUUGGGACCCGGAACCUGCAGAAAUACGUGAGCCGCACCUCGGUUGUGUUCGUCUCCAUCUCCUUCAUUGUCCUGAUGAUCAUUUCCCUCGCAUGGCUGGUCUUUUAUUAUAUCCAGAGGUUUCGAUAUGCAAAUGCCAGGGACAGGAACCAGCGUCGACUGGGAGAUGCAGCAAAGAAAGCCAUCAGUAAGCUCCAGAUCAGGACCAUCAAGAAGGGUGACAAGGAAACAGAGCCUGAUUUUGACAACUGUGCAGUUUGUAUUGAAGGCUAUAAGCCCAACGACGUGGUCAGGAUCCUGCCCUGCCGGCAUCUUUUCCACAAGUCCUGUGUUGAUCCCUGGCUUCUAGACCAUCGCACCUGUCCCAUGUGCAAGAUGAACAUUCUUAAAGCCCUAGGGAUCCCGCCCAAUGCUGACUGCAUGGAUGACUUGCCCACAGACUUCGAGGGCUCUCUGGGAGGUCCACCAACCAACCAGAUCACAGGCGCAAGCGACACAACGGUGAAUGAAAGUUCAGUCACUUUGGACCCUGCUGUCCGGACUGUGGGAGCCUUGCAGGUGGUUCAGGAUGCAGACCCCACCCCCCAGGAUGGAGAAGUCAUCUUUACUACCAACAGUGAGCAGGAGCCGGCUAUCAGCAGCGACUCUGACAUCUCGUUGAUCAUGGCCAUGGAGGUUGGACUGUCCGAUGUAGAACUUUCCACCGACCAAGACUGCGAAGAGGUGAAAUCUUGAAAUGGAGAUCGUAGAGGACACAGAGAGAAGGGCCCAAGCGGAGGGCACGGAGGAGUGUCCAAGACUUACAUCAGGAACACACACCUCCAAGCACCUUGGCAACCCCAGGGCGCUCCCUUCAAGGAUGGUAACGAGAAGCAGUAUCCAAAGUCGCGGUCAUCAGGAUGCGUGUCUCCAUCUCUCCGACGGUCCACAGCCUGGGCAGCUUGGAACUGGAAGGCUGACUUCCCCUCAUUUCCUUGUAGACAUACACUUCUGAAGCUCCUGGAACACGGACCGAAAGGACACCGUUGGGGUUUCUUCGUUUCCUUCCAGCUUUUUGCGGGUCUUAUCAUCCUUGUUUUAGGAGUACAUGGUGUUUGAUUUCUCUGGCAAUUUUUUUUUUUGAAGACUGUGUGCGGUGUCCAUCUGCUCCUGCGUUUUCCCCUUGAUUCGCUCCAGCUUUUGUGUGUUCUGUUGAGAAGCACCAGCUCCUGCUAGGAUCUGUUCGUGUCCUUGUCUGAGAUUUGUGGUGUUGGCCUUUCAGCAUGACGUGUGCAUGGCUUUGAGAAGUGCCUCAGCACCCUGAAACAGCCUAAGGACAGCUUUAGUUAAGAAUCUAAAUUCCUUUAAGAGGGUCCUGAAGAUCCUAGCUGCCAGAGACCCCAACACUAAGCUCCAAACCUACUGAGGUCACCCAUCACUGUUUUAUGCCACAUCGCACUGGCUUCUCCUUGCCAUGUUCUGCCAAGGGCCCGCAUGACAUGAGAAGGGAGCUCUCCCGAGCACCUCGGUCCUUCUGGGUCUUCAGGCCUUUGGCUACAGUUUGAAUUCAGAAGUCCCCUCCAGGACAUUAAAAAUCAGUCUUUGGAGGGUGGGGCUCAUCUCUCAGACUGAAAGCCUCCUUUGAAAACCAGAUGUCCCAUGUUCCUCCCAUAGAAAGCAAAAUGCCUAUAGCUCUGGUGUCCCAGGGCUUCAGCAGUUUUUAUUACCUCUGUAAGAGGGAUGUGCAGGCCAUGGAGACUUUAGAUGAGAUGCAAUCAUGUUUGAGCCCAGGGGCAAACAAAGUAGUGGGUGCAGGAGCACUUAGAUUUUUACCUUAAUCCCCACACACUGCUGUGGCACCUCAGCAGAUCAUGUGGAAGAAUUCAGCUGAGUCUGGAGCUGAUGGCUUCCCCUGGCUCCGGAAGAGGGUGCAGAUACCUAGUGAUGCAUGGAGUGAGUGAAUCAAUCAUUUGAACCAAAAAGUACAGCAUGGGACUUUACUAAACCAGGUUUAUCCUAACUGAGAGAGACAGAGAGACAAAGUAGGGGUGGGGCAGGAAAAGACGUGACAAAUGACUCCUGAAACCCACUGGUAUUUUUAAACCAUUUAUGUUUUGUAUUCUGUUUUUGUAACUAUGACAGAAAUGUGCUAUUUUUUCAGCGGGCAAUUUUGUAAUACAUUCAGACUCGCCGGGCACAGAGAUGACUCAGGUGGUGACGAGUGUCUCUGGACAACGCGAUGGCUCACCUUACCAUCUCUAGGUAGCUGGUAACGGCAAGCAGCUGCCUGGAUCAACUACAACAGAGCUGUUCUCACCACACUGUAUUUACAUAUUUGAUGAGGGCUUUUCCACCUCAGCACACGAUGCCCAUGCACACGCAGAGCUUGGUUCUGCUGUAAGCCCUGGCUGUCUGCCGAGGCACGGAUGGCAAGGAGCCGUCCCUUUCUUCACACCUUCAGUGACUUCCUCCUGAUGGUUUGCAAGGAGGCAAGAAAGCCGGUGGCCACCUUCAGCAAGGCCGCCUCUCUCCAGAAGUCCAACACUUCCUGUGCUGAAAUCCAGUUUCUAGGUGUGGCAAAGAAAAAAAAAGCAGCCAAGAAUAGAGAGCUCUGAACCCAGAGGCAGGAGUCCUGGAUGAGCCAGACCCUUCCUUGAAAAGCCUCCGCACCUCUACCCACAGAGUGAGGAGUCAACAAGAUGCUUCCCAGAGCUGCUUCUGGCUUAGGAUCAUUGCUGAGCCUUCUGCCUGGGGAUUUUCCUUGCACAACAGCUGUGCCAUGCAGCAAGCAGGCUUCCUAGCUUGGGGAGGUCGAGUUACUCAACAAGGAACAGAUGAGAACAGGCUCUGAGACUGGGCACUCCUGUGUUGCUCAGAAUUAAGAUCUAAAUAAUUGAUGUUUUAAGCCCAAGUAGGAGUUGGUUGGUUUGCCUUGUUUUACGAAUGCUGAAAGUCACAGCAUUUGCAACCUUCAAAGCCAGGUUCUCAAAGGGGUUUCUCUUUUUUUUUUAAGAUUUAUUUAUUUGUUUGAAAGGCAGAGUUACAGACAAAGGGGAGGUUCUUCCAUCCGCUGGUUCACUCCCCAAAUGGCCGCAACGGCCAGAGCUGGGCUGAUCUGAAGCCAGGAGCCAGGAGCUUCUUCAGGGCCUCCCAUGUGGGUUCAGGAGCCCAAGCACUUGGAACACCUUCCACUGCUUUCCCAGACCAUUAACAGGGAGCUGGAUCGGAAAUGGAGCAGACAGGACUUGAACCAGUGCUCAUAUGGGAUGCCAGUGCCAUAGGCAAAGGCUUAACCUACUAUACCACAGUGCUGGCCCCUCAAAGUGUCUUGUUUUAUCUUAGUCAGCUUAGGCCUAUACCACCUACUGCUCAUUCAGUCAGCUUGCCCCAAAUGUUGGUAUGACCUCUAUUCCUUGGAUUCUAGGGUCGUCUGACUAAUGAGUGUUUGCUCUUCCAGCCAAGGGCCAAGUAAGCCAGGGAUUGAUUGCACAUGGAGGCCUUGGCCACAUCCACACCCAUAGGGUCCUGUGUCAGCAAUGAGGAGUCCUUGAGACCCAGCUGUGGCCCGUGCAUCUGACCCCAAGUCAGUCCAGCUGCAAACACCCAAGCCUGGGAGACUCCCCACUUGCCGAAGAUCUGUUGCUGGGAAGGUUCUCUAUGGCUUUGUAGUUAAAAAAAUAAAAAAAAGGAUAGGGAAGCAGCACUUCUCCAUGGCCUUGCUCACCAACCACCCCAGAGAAAAGAUUCUGACCUGGGGACCCAGUGGUCCACAGGGGGUGUCAAAGGGCAUGUGAAUCCUCAGAAGUUGAUGCAAAUUCUGCUUUUGUAGAUGUGCAGUUUUCUGCAGCAAAAGUGUAGACCAUCACUACUCAACAGCAAUAGAAUGCACAACACACAACUCACUAGCCACAUUAUAAAGAGUGAAAAGGCACAGGUAAAAAUGAUUUAAUAGUGCAUUCAAUUUAACUUUAUAUUAUUGUUUCAACAUACAAUUUGUGUAAAAAAAAAGUAGUGAUGAAAUAUUUCCCAUUCUUCUUUUUUUUUUUUCUUUAAUGAGCCUUCUAAAUCUGUUGUGUUUCUUCCACACGUGGUGCAUCUCAGCUUGGACUAGCCACAUCUCAAGCACACUGCAGCCAUGUGUGGUAUGCAGCUUCUGGUUGGACAGAUCCUCUGACAUUCUCACAGAAUUCCUUGCCCCUUAACAAAAGAUCAAGUUAAAACCACGAUUACCUGCAGGGAGAAGGAGACACCACCCAAGUCACCUAAUGGCAGGCCCAGAGAGACCAGUUUAUGUUGAAAUUUCUGCUUGGACUUUGUCAUGCACCAGUGAUAUCCAUUAUCAUUUGUUGCUACUCUCUGACCAACUGGUUUUUUUAGAAAGUCCCACAAACCAUGUUGAUUUGGUGCUGAAAUAAAAUUAUCCCCUCACAUCUCAUAUACCCUUAGACCGAUGCAUGGCGCUUAGGAGGCCACGAGAAUUCCAGACUGCAGGUGGCUGCUUUCACCUCGGCCCUGGGUCUUCUGCUUCCUGGUGGGCAGAGUAGGUCUUCCCCAACCCCAGGGGCUCUAGCUAAAACACAGAUUUUGGAGGAUAGAGUGAAAAGUUACAUUUGACUCCAAAUACAAUAUUUUAUGUGGCCUUAUUGUGACCAUCUAUUUGAAGGAUGGCCACUCCAACAGUCUGCUUUCUACUCAGAGUCACUACUCCCCAACCACAGACUAUAGGGCAGCAAAGGAGCAUUUGAGUUCACCCAGAGUCAUUUCUGGUCACCUCUAGGAAUUGCUGCCCCUGGUGUGAUUCACCUCUUUGGAAGGGCUGUGCGCUGACCGUGAAUACAGCAUCUGAGUCUUGAUUUACUCUUCAGGGUUUGAUCACCCCUGCGAUAUUUUUUUUUUUUUUUUUUUUUGGACAGGCAGAGUUACAGAGUGAGAGAGAGAGAGAGAAAGGUCUUCUUUCUGUUGGUUCACCCCCCAAAUGGCUGCACCGCGCUGAUCCAAAGCCAGGAGCCAGGUGCUUUCUCCUGGUCUCCCAUAUGGGUGCAAGGCCCAAGCACUUGGGCCAUCCUCCACUGCCUUCCCUGGCCACAGCAGAGAGCUGGACUGGAAGAGGAGCAACCGGGACAGAAUCUGGUACCCCAACCGGGACUAGAACGCAGGGUGCAGGGGCCGCAGGUGGAGGACUAGCCAAGUGAGCCGCGGUGCCAGCCAGGCCUGGGAUGUUGACUCAGAACGGUGGGAGUGAGGCAGUCAGAGUGGCAAAGGCAUCUCCCUGUUUGGAGGCCGCACGGUAGCAGUCGUGACCAUCAGGGCAGAUCUCUGUCCAAGGAGGUUUUUGUUCAUACGGGGUUUUCUGCUUGUUGGGUUUGUUGUUUUGUUUCUCCGCAUUUCUCUCGUCCUGGUGAAAUGUCCUGGACACUCAUCGGGGUGGCUUUGGCUGUAUCAGGACUGCAGGUUCCCGGUGACCAUUCCAUCAGUUACUGCUGGGACAGCCCUGUGGCUGCCAUGCCUUCAGAACCAUAAACAAAGGAUGUCAUCCGACCUCCCUCCGCUUCCUUCAUUGUGAGCGGCUUUUAGAUGGCGAUUCUUACAAAGCCUAAAAACCCAAAGGCAUUUGGUUACCUACUGAAUGCAUCACCUUGACUGAAAACAAAGAAGCCUCACUGACGCAAAACUCUUCUUACAAGUCACGUUCUGUGGCGUGAGGGCCAGUGAGUUCGUUUCCUGCAGCAUUUUUAUAUGCCUUCACUUUCAAAUUCCUUUCCUAUAUUCUCCUCCUCCUUUUCCUCUUUCUUAGCCUUCUCAUGAGGAACUUUAAAAUAACCUUCAGGAUUUAAAAAGCAAAUGCAGCUCUGAGGUUGUCGCUGCCCUUACUCUUGUUAGCAUUUAUCUUUUCCUGUGUGGGCAUGUCUAUAUUUUCCCUUCUGAUGAGGAAAACCAGUUUAUUAUAAAGGCAAGCUAAGUCGCUUCCUCAUGGAGUAAGCCUUGUUUCCACUUCCCAUAUUGAGAAUUUGAUCUCAGACCUUCAAUAGAUGUUGCCUUGUGUUCCAGCUUCAACACCAGAAUGGUCUCCUUAGGCAAGCAAUGGUGUGGUAUCCUCUGGCAUGCUGUGUGGAUCUAGCAUCUUCUGUCUCCAGCAUUUGUAAUCUUCCUGCUUCUCCACAUGCCUGCAGGGUUAGGAUUUUGUAGAAAACCGUUUCUGGUGUCCACCUGAGCAUCUUCACAUCUUAGCACGACAGCCUGCUUUUAGUAAGUGAUUCGAGGACCACUCACUCCUGGGGACUGACAGGCAUGAAGAGACUGUUCUCCUGAGGAAGGGAACACUCGCCCCCUCCCUGUCAUGCAGUGUUGUGUGGGCAGAAGCCCCUCCUCCAGGCUGCGGUGUGGCCAGCACUGCUGAGCACAUUUGCUGAUAGAAGGAGGCGAUGGGGACAGCGGGGCUGGAGAGCUGCUGUGGUCAACAAAACAUGACGAAGACGUGCUCAUGGCAUGGGUUAGGGGUGACCUGGGAGUAUUAGGUAUUUGGGGGAGAGGAGCUCUUAAAGAGGUUAAGUAUUCAUGAACCAAAACACUCAUGAUUGGAAAGAAGGUGUGGCUUGCCUGAAACUUGUGUUUUGAGAAAUGGGUAUGAAUGCCUCAUCCUCACCUCACAAGCCCAAACCCUUUACAGCAAACAGUCAUUGGAAAGCUCCAGAAAUAAUAGCCACACUCUUCCACCUGAGCUGUUCAUCCCAGAUCCCGGGUGUGGGCCUGUAACUCUCAAGCCCUUUCAUGGCCAAGCCUGCUUGCUCCACAAGAACCUCCUGAGGAUGGGCGCAUUGUUCAUUAUCGCCUCAAGUGUUUCCUAUCGAGGGGAGUUUCUGGGCAUCAGUGAUCAGAGAUAGCCUCUAAUCCUAAGCUGUGGCUGGUGUUUGCACUUACAACAGAGCCAUUCACUUUCGAAAAAUAGUUGUUGAUGACAGCGGUAAGCCAAGAAUAUACCUCUCUCGAGAGGUCUACGGGUCUAAGUGCAGAAAGGGAGAAAAUGCAUUGAGAAGGUGCCUCGAGCUGGGUUGCCCGAGUAGUCAUUGCUUGGCAGAAUGUCUUUGAUCUGGUCAUCCUGACUGAGGGGAAAGGCUUGGAGAAGCAGGGAGAAUGUGGGGGCCACGCGUGCUACAUAAACCAAAGACUGAUCGGCACGUGUUUCUUCCACCGGGCGAGUUUUCCCCCAAUGUCACAAUAAAAGUGAAGGUGUGUUGUGUGGUUGAAUGGAAGCUAAGGGGGCUUCCAGUUGACCUGAACGUACCCAGAAAUCCAACAAAGAAGAGCCGUGGCCUUAGGCCCACACCAUCUUUAGGGUCUGGUGUCGAGCCGCCUUUCUGUCGAAAGUUUUAGACAAAUUCUGCGCUUCACUGAACUCGGAUUAUCGUUCUCUUUGGGAAUGUGAAGACUUCAGCCAAAGAAUUUUUGUGUACAAGUAUAAUCAGCGCUAGCUAAUUAGAGUAUAUUCUGCUCCUUUGAAUACCAAACUGUUGCCUGUACUUCUCCAAGUAGAGCAGUUGGACUCAACACACGAACUUUUCCCUAUGACUGUGCGGGCAUCCAUGGUACCUAACUGGGUGGCGGAUGUAAUUGCAAAGGGCACAGCGCCCUCUGCUGGAUUCGUCGCCGCUAGUCUUUCAGCAAAUUAUUUUGACUUGGGUCACCCUUUUCCCCACCACUUGGUUACUUGACUUUCAUUGUACAUUUUUCUCAGUAGUUGAGAAUUGGGUCUACGUUUAUCAAAAGAGGAAAGAAUGUCACCAACUCUGAGAAGCUGAAGGAGUCCUCCCAGGGGUGUCACUGCUAGCAGCCCUUUCUCAAAGUGUCCCAGUGUUGCUCUGUUUUAAAAGAAGCUGCCUUGGGCUGGGAAGUGUGUGCAGUUAUGAGCAAGGGCCUGCUUGUUCGGUAACGUAACUUUAUUCUCAUGGCAUUGCAAAGGAAGAUCAAUAAAAGGACUUCUUUCACAUGACUGUAAAUGGUGUGAAAUACUGACGUGUUUUGUACAUGUACAUAAUAUAUUUACUUCCAGCUUUCACAAUAGUAACCUGAAAUGGUUGUACCA